CAGUACUCUGUAUCACUUGUCCACACCGGUACAGUGGCAUAUCUAGCCAUACUGGCGACAACGCUAUCUCCCCAAUCAAAUAAACGCUGAAGCGCCUGCAAAUGAUUUGAACGAGGACUCGAGCAAUAUCUCGGCAGCUAGGAUACUUCAGACAAACAAGGCCUUCUCUACCCCGGAUGGCCGUAUUUUCCCUUCUUACCGGACCCAUGACGAUGUUCCUGACAAGCGCAACAUUGUCCCUUCUCGUGAAAAUGCAUUAGCUUACCUCCGACAUAACGAGUCCCUCGAGCACUCUAGCGGUGGUGACAGUGACCACAAAAAAGAAGCUUACUAGGUGGAAAAUAGUUGUCCAUGAGGGUUUUGAAAUUAUCACACGAAAAUUCUGAUCAAAUUUCCUCAAUCUCACAUCAUAUCGUCUACACCGGAUGGAUUCACAGUGCAUACAAGAAGAAAGAUAUCCUUUUACCCGAUGACCGUGAAGGAGAUCGAGUGUUGACGAAAGGAGUCGAGUCGGAUUCGGAUUUCCUGUUUCCUACCACUUUGCAGGGUUGGAAGUUGGAGGCCAAGACGUUGCCUGGGCAUUCUUCGAUUGUCCAAGGUCACCGCAUGGAAGUCAACAAUCUUCCAGCGAAUAAUGGCGUUGUUCAUGUAGUGUUGGAGCCUAGGUCUAAGAGGAACCCUGGGGCAAUUGGGAGGAAUGGUCGCGGAAGUGGGCGGAGGAUGGGGAAGAUGAUUGAAGCAGAGGAUUAUCUUUUUCUUGACGUAGGGAGCGAUCGAGCUGUUUCCUUUUACCCCUUUUCGCUUUCUCCCUUAUUUCUCAUUAACACCAAUUUGCCUUGAACGAGAGAGUGUUUUUCGCUUCAUAUCCCGCAAUGGUCCAGUUUUUGCCAUCACAUGUAUCGAUAACAAGGCGCAAAG
Molecule: messenger RNA, 918 nt
Organism: Cantharellus anzutake
Lineage: Eukaryota; Fungi; Basidiomycota; Agaricomycetes; Cantharellales; Hydnaceae
Exons: 3
Coding region: 352-840 (162 amino acids)
Source: RefSeq, a predicted model, not a curated record